CAAACGAUACACAUCCGGAGCCGGAACUCCGCCUAUAGUGAAAAAUCCACAUCAAAGUUUAUAUCAUAAUGGUGAUCUAAUGACCAUAUCAUCAUGUACAAGUGGUGAAGAAGAUGAUAAUAAUACGGCUGGUGGAUUUAUGACAGAUUUUUCCAUUUCAUCAUCAACACAAUCAUUAAUACUAUCUUCAUCAUUGCCAUCAUCAUCGAAUGGUAAAAAUUUCAUAACAUCUUCAUCCAAUAUGGCACCACCACCGACAUCUGGUGUUACGAUUUCGAGAUUGCCUAACCAGAAUCAUAUCAACAAUAAUUUCACUGGUUCAGGAAAUCAUGGUAAUAAUCAUAAUAAUAAGAUCAAUAAUACAGCAACAACAACAACAACAAAACUUGUUCAACCAACAAUCAACAACAAUAAUAAUAGUGGCAACAGUAGUAGUAUACCAACCAUUCCCAGUAUCCAGCAGCAACAAAAUAAUCGAAAAUCUUCAUCAACUAAUGCCAAAGUAACAACAACAAGUUCCUCAAAUCUUCAACAACAAUCAAAUAAUAAUAAUUCAACAUCCAAUAUUACAUCAUCGACUGCUUUACCACAAAUCAAUCGAAUACAGCAACAACAUCAUCAUCAUCAUCAUAAUCAUCAUAAUCGUACGACUACACCACCAUCAGAUAGAUUUGUUUCAUCAAACACUAAUCAUUCACGGCCAUCACGUCCACAAUCGACAUCAUCUAUACCACAGAUUGGUAAUCUAUCUUCGGUAGUUAAACCUGCUGUUGUACCGACAAAAAAAUCUACUUCAUCAACAAAUUCUCGAAUCACAACAAAAAAUUCAAAAUCUUCAAGUGAUAAUGAAAGUGUAAAAAAUAAUAAAACAAAAUCAUCCAAUGGUCUGAAUAAUUCGGUAUCACGUUUGAAUCCAUCACAAAGUGAACUAAAUCUUCGUAAAUCAACGACUACAACUGUUCCCGGGAAAAGUGGACGACAGCUUCAAUUACGUCGACUACCAACACCAACAACAACCACUAGUGGAAAUUCAAAUCAACCUAGACGGCCAAUAUCGACCAUAAUUGAAUCAUCGAUACCUUCAAUGAUAACAAUGAUGACAACAAGUUGUCCAAGUAGUACAACAACAAUUACCAAUGGUAUCACUACAACAAUGAUGAAUCCACAGCAACAACAACAACAAUCAACUAUGAAACCAACGGCCACCGUAAAAGCCAUGGUGACGCCAAUAAUGUCUACAAUUGAUUCUCCGAAUCAUAAAAUUGAUAAACAAACUAAAUGUCCACAAAAAGGAAUAAUAUCAUCUCGAUCGACUGAUUCAACACAAUCUUUGAAUUACAAGAAUGAUGUCAAUUGUAGUAACAAUGAUCAUCAUAUGAAAAACAAUAACAUCAAUGGAUCAUCAUUGUCGUUGAAAAAAGAUACAAAUGAUAUGGAUUUACAAUUAUCAUUGAAAAAGAAAUCAAAUAUUAAUAGACGUCAAAAUUCAUUAGGAUCUACAAACAGUGUUGGCAAUGGUGGUGGUGAUAGUACAAGCGAUGGUGAUGGAAAUAUUAGUGAAGAUAUGGAAACACCACCCAUUAUUCCACCAGUAAUGGAACGGCCUUUACAAACAAUUUCCUAUCUUAAAUCCAAUGCAAAUGUUUCAACAUCAAAUUCGACUACAAACAUUCAAAAUGUUGUUGUACAACCAAACAUUGGUUCAUCGAGGACGACCACACCGACGAUCAUGUAUCGUAAACCGGAAAAUCAACAAACCCAUUAUCAACGUACAGGACGAUCACAUUAUGAACCAUUAUAUUCAAAUGGUACGAUGAAUGUUCCAUCCAAUAUACAUCGAUUAAGUCAAGGUGCCGAUUACUAUGUCGAUAAUGAUGAUAGGUAA
Messenger RNA from Dermatophagoides farinae (American house dust mite), 1885 nucleotides. Lineage: Eukaryota; Metazoa; Arthropoda; Arachnida; Sarcoptiformes; Pyroglyphidae. The record is from RefSeq and is a predicted model, not a curated record.